Talaromyces stipitatus ATCC 10500 is the source of this 1179-nucleotide messenger RNA. RefSeq names its product Acyl CoA binding protein, putative. Gene Ontology annotation, biological process: fatty acid metabolic process. NCBI's taxonomy places the organism in Eukaryota, Fungi, Ascomycota, Eurotiomycetes, Eurotiales, Trichocomaceae. The coding region runs from base 1 to 1179 and encodes 392 amino acids. The transcript has 4 exons. The record is from RefSeq and is a predicted model, not a curated record. Gene Ontology annotation, molecular function: fatty-acyl-CoA binding.
AUGUCGGACUCUGUCGAUCGAGUCUUUGUCCAUGCGCUCAAUACGGUCAAGAAGAUACCGAGGACGGGCACUGCCCGUCCCCCGGCGGCAGAGAGAUUGAAGUUAUAUGGAUUAUACAAGCAGAGCAUGGAGGGGGAUGUGGAGGGUAUAAUGGACCGACCCGUGGGCGAUGCGCCGGAUGUCCAAGCUGAGCGCGAGAAAUGGGACGCAUGGUACUCCCAACGCGGCAUAUCCCGCACCGAAGCCAAACGACGCUACAUCACAACCCUAAUCAACACAAUGCAUCUCUACGCCUCCCAAACCGCCGAAGCCAGAGAACUGGUCGCAGAACUAGAAUUUGUCUGGGAUCAGAUUAAAUAUAAUGCUUCAUCAUCGACGACGUCGUCUUCGAGUCCGAUACAACCCGUGAAAACUUUGCCGGUCGUUGUGCAUCCUGCUGCCCCGAGACGGUAUGCAAGUAUAGAUGAUCGAAUGACGCGUUCAAUGCCCGUGGAGAUGGAGGAUCAAGAUGAGGAUUUGGCGAUAUAUCGGAGACGAUCUGGGGAUUCGAGACUGAGGGUGCUGAGUCCUGUUAGUCAGUCUGAUGAAGCGGACGUAGUCCGAUCACACCGUCAGGACGAAGAAAGUAUAGACGACGACGACAACGACGACGACGAAGAAGAAGAAGAAGAAGAAGAAGAAGAAGAAGAUUUCCAAGAAGCCCGAGACGGCACCUCAUUCUCCUCCGAACCUACCCCCCACGACACUCCAAUAAUAGAAGAAAAUAAUAACCGCACCCGCAAAAGACGAAAACGAACCCAAUCCUCUCCCCAACCAAACUGGCGCAACCGCAUGGAACAAGCCCUCACAAAGAUGACCGCCGAAAUUGCCGCUCUCCGCGAACAACUCGAUUCCACCCACCACCACCACCAUCAUAACAACUUCAACUACCGCAAACCAUCAACAUUUUUCCGCUGGCUCCUAUCAUGGGGAAAAUGGCUUUUAUAUCAGAGCUUGCGCCAACUCCUCUGGCACACUUUUAUUCUUUCUGUGCUUCUGCUUUGGCUCAGGGUAAAGGGGGACAGGAGACUUGAGCGGAAGGUUGGAGAUGUAUUGUUUAAAAUUAGAGGUAGAGUGGUGAGUUUGCUUAGACUUGUGCCGAGACGGUGGCCGAGAUUGGUGCAUUUACCUCUUUUAUAG